AUGGAAAGCCCCUCGAACGAACUGCUCAUCUUGCACUUCGUCAUACAUGACGUAUACGACGGAAAAGAAAAUGAAAUCUCGAUGCAUGAAAAACCGUAUAUAAAAUUUUAUUGGAAAAAUAUAAAGUACAAAAAUUAUUUAAAAUUUUUUUCAGAUGAAAUAAACUGGUUUUGUGAAUUUUUCCUCCCAUAUCGACAUGGAGAUUAUAUAGAAAAUUUGAUAAUGCAAAUAUGGGCAAGUAGCUAUUUGAGCAGAAAAAAAAAGUUAGCAUAUAAUUAUAUAAAUAUAAAUAAUGUGGAGAGGAAUGGAAAAAUAAAUGGAAAGACAGAACUUAUUGGCAAAAGAAAAGGAUUAAAAGUUAUUUACAGCCUGCAGAUCAUUUCCUAUGCUUUAUACAAAUUCAUGAAAAAUACACAAACAUUUAUUCUGAGCAAAAUAUCCAUAUACAAAAUGAUGCAAAUACAUAGGCAGAACCAGAGGGAUCCUUGCCGGGAACAGACAAAUUUAUUUGAAAAAUAUAUUUUGUCCUUAUUUCAGAAGGAAAAUUACCAAAGGAAAAACACUGCCUUGCGGUUGAAGACGAUUCGACGCGGACAUAACCCUAAGAAUGUAAUCAACAUCAACCACGUGCACACACCGAUCGGGUUGAAAAUGGGGAAGAAGCAACGGGAGAAGAUGGUACCAAACGAAUUGCCCAUGUCACCUCUUGUACAGGACAACAUGCACGAGAAAGGGCCGACAACGAAGAAAGGACAAAAUGUUGAAGCGACAGGUGAGAAUGUGCGCGAACUGGGGGAGACGAAGAAGUCUGAUCCGGGGGAAGAAGUCAGGCAGAGGAGACAAAAGGCUAAGGAGGACAUGCGCCGGAAGGAGAAAAUGGUUUUAUUCGCAAAGGAGACGGACGCAUACCGAUCACAACAGAUGCCGCAUCAGCGCUCAAACACCAUGAAGGCUUUACGCGCAAAGGCGAUGGACGAACUGUACAUACGGGCGAAGGAAAAGUUACGCCAAAAAAACAAGGAUGAUGUACGUCCACGGGAAAUAAAAAAGACAACCACAGACACAACGGAAGAGGAAGAUGUAAUGAAGAUGCAUGAUGACGGUCAAGUCAAAUCCGAAAUAAAAAAGAAAAUCGCUCCGUUGCGUAGCAACACAAGUUGUAUGAAAAAAAAUUCCUUUUUCGACUUAGGUUACAAAAUACAUAAGUCCACACCGAAAAAAAUUGUUAAGUUCUGCAGCCUUAAAUUUGCCAAGCUCUACGAUGCAGAAUGA
Molecule: messenger RNA, 1272 nt
Organism: Plasmodium fragile
Lineage: Eukaryota; Apicomplexa; Aconoidasida; Haemosporida; Plasmodiidae
Exons: 1
Coding region: 1-1272 (423 amino acids)
Source: RefSeq, a predicted model, not a curated record